This is a messenger RNA of Phodopus roborovskii (desert hamster), 1399 nucleotides long. RefSeq names its product 3-hydroxymethyl-3-methylglutaryl-CoA lyase like 1 (gene Hmgcll1). The record is from RefSeq and is a predicted model, not a curated record. Bases 260 to 1291 code for a protein of 343 amino acids. Lineage: Eukaryota; Metazoa; Chordata; Mammalia; Rodentia; Cricetidae. Gene Ontology annotation, cellular component: cytosol; endoplasmic reticulum. Gene Ontology annotation, molecular function: hydroxymethylglutaryl-CoA lyase activity. The transcript is spliced from 9 exons. Gene Ontology annotation, biological process: ketone body biosynthetic process; L-leucine catabolic process.
CCUGCAGACAAUCAGUCCUGAGAGCUCCAGGUUCUGGGGACGAAAAUAAAAAGUGCUACCCUGCCUCACUUUACUGUUUCCAUCCGGGUUCUGCGUCUGGGCGCCUGACUCAGGUGCCAGCUGCACCCCUGCCUGGGCGUUGCCUGGGAACCGCGCCGCCGCAGUACAGCUAGGACCCUGUGCAGGCACCCGCGGGACACACUCCCUGCUCCUACGUGUUCCUGGCUCAGGCCUUGCGAUCCGGCACCCAGGCUGCACCAUGGGGAAUCUACCAUCUGCUGCGAAGCACUGCCUCAGCUACCAGCAGCUUCUCCGCGAACAUCUGUGGAGCGGAGAGUCAGUGGCAGAGGCGCUGGAUCCGGCGCAGGAAGUGUCCCAGUUGUCUGGACUCCCUGAGUAUGUGAAAAUAGUAGAAGUUGGACCUAGGGAUGGAUUACAGAAUGAAAAGGUUAUAAUUCCUACAGAUAUAAAAAUUGAAUUCAUCAAUCAACUUUCUCAAACUGGCUUGUCUGUAAUAGAGGUAACAAGCUUUGUGUCCUCCAAAUGGGUACCACAGAUGGCUGAUCACACUGAAGUGAUGAGAGGCAUCCACAAGUAUCCAGGGGUUCGCUAUCCUGUCCUUAUACCUAAUCUUCAGGGUUUCCACCAUGCUGUUGCUGCUGGAGCCACUGAGAUAGCAGUUUUUGGUGCUGCUUCUGAAUCUUUCAUCAAGAAGAAUAUUAACUGUUCCAUUGAAGAAAGUAUGAGAAGGUUUGAGGAGGUUAUCAGCUCCGCAAGGCACAUGGACAUCCCAGUACGAGGAUAUGUGUCCUGUGCCCUGGGCUGUCCAUACGAAGGAAGCAUCAUGCCACAAAAAGUCGCAGAAGUCUCAAAGAGAUUGUAUGCUAUGGGCUGCUAUGAGAUAUCAUUGGGAGACACAAUUGGAGUGGGCACUCCAGGCAGCAUGAAGAUGAUGUUGGAAAGUGUCAUGAAAGAAAUCCCUCCAGGAGCUCUCGCUGUUCAUUGCCAUGACACAUAUGGACAAGCCCUUGCAAACAUCCUAACAGCUCUUCAGAUGGGGGUUAAUGUGGUGGACUCUGCUGUCUCCGGGUUAGGUGGCUGUCCUUAUGCAAAAGGUGCUUCAGGGAAUGUAGCCACUGAGGAUUUGGUAUACAUGCUUAACGGCAUGGGGCUCAAUACAGGAGUGAAUCUCUACAAAGUGAUGGAAGCUGGUGACUUUAUAUGCAAGGCAGUGAAUAAAACAACAAACUCUAAAGUUGCACAAGCUGCCUUCAAAGCUCGACUUGAAUGAAUUUGGGAUUUAAGAGUUAAAAGUUCCUUUUCAGUCCCAAUUCAUUGCAGAAUCAUUAAUGCCAACUCAUUCUGAAGUGCAAGGUAAUUUUAAAAGGGCUGGGAAAGA